CCAUAGACUUAGCAGCAGUACGGUUCUUGCCUCGCUGGUCGCUCGUAACAGUAAACUCGCUGGUAAAAGUACUUCGUCGUCGCGCUAGUUUGUGGUACCCUAAUAGGGUACUUCCGCGUUUUGUCAAGUUGCAGGGUGUUUGGAAAUUUGUGAUUUUAAACCAAUAAUGAAAACUUUAUAGGUCCUAUUAAUUUUGAAUUUUGGAAAAUUUGACUACCAUGGUACUUUUACUUCAAAUAAGUUUGAUUUUGAUUGGUGUUUCUUUCGUUACCUCCAUAACCACCAUACACCAUGACAAACCUGAAUCAGUUACCAUCACAACGAUCACAAGUACCACUCCAGAGAAAACCUUUGAUAGUUCCACGGCAGCACUGGACACGGAAGAGGUCGCCAUUGCCUACAACGUGACCUUGGCGCCAUCUGAACGACAGAAAAGGCUGCUUCCUUACGAGAAUUUUUAUUUUAAUCAACCUUUUAACAGACCUCACCUUGCAGGAGUAUCAGCUCAACAAUACCGGGACUUCCCAUACGAGAAAAGACGCCCUCUGAAGUCUGAGUCUCAAAACUACCGUCCUAAAGACGUACUGUAUCAACAAAGACCUAAGUUUACACCUUUCCUGGAGAGCAAUGCAUUACCUGGACCAUUUAGACCAAUGGUCAAACCACAAAAUCAACCACAGACUAUUAACGACGAAGAAGAGGAGAAGUAUCAUUCUGAAGAAGAACAAAGUUCCCAUCCAGAUUUCAGUGCCAUCUACGAUAAACUUGCUCAAUUGAAACUAAGACAACAUUCUUUCCAAAAACAGACGUCAUACGGAUACAGAAUAGUACCCUAUCAAAGACCACACAAGGAGGAAGAGAUUAGACCUGUAGAGUACCCUAACAGACUUAAGUACAAAGUACAACCAACCAAAACGACUUACGAGACCUUUACUGCCACAAACAUCGAUAUACCUUCGCCUGAUGAAGAGCAGAAGUACCAUUAUGAACCUCAAACGUACCAGACAUCUUCUGGCAAAGAGGAGGAGGCUAAACCUUACGUACACCAACAAAUAACUUUAGAAAUACCAAGGGGUAGUAUUCCUUUAGUGUUCAAUCCACCAUUAGUUAAAAAACCGGUAAGCUCCACUAGAGUUAGACCUGUAAAGCCGUACAUAGUACUACAUCAAGAUAAACCCUAUUCAAGACAACCUGUAUUUGUCUUGAGGAAGCCUAAACCCAUACCAGUUAUAGAAGAAAAUUACACUGCUCAAAAACUUAUACCGAUUUCGCCUGAAAAACAUCACCACGGCUUCCUGCGCAGGCCGAUAUACGUACCUCAAGAUCCACCGCGUCCUACGCAGUACGACCACGCAUACGAAACUCAGUACCAAGCCACACAGGCCCCCAUAGAACCAUCCGUAAACGACUACGGUUCUUAUAUCGCACCUCCUAGCUAUAACCAGGAGGAAUACGGUUCCAGAGUCACUCCAAGACCUCAAAAAAUCGAGUUCGUUCCCAUUGUAACGUCUCCUAGACCAGAAUACCAAGGUCCAAGCGAGUACUACGCUUAUGGCACGGUUGAAUCGACUUCAGAAAGAGUUGCCACGCCUAAAGUAGUAACCGCCAGGCCGGAAAUUGAAGUAUUUCAAGAAGGAAGUUCGGAGGAAUCGCAAAGUUUGGCGAAUAUUUUGAGGAAGUUGCAGGAAACGAACGCUUUGCCGCACACUAUAACGCCUGAUAACAUCGAUAACAGUAUCAAAACGUUGGUGAAGAUUCUAAAUACAUUAAAACUGCAACAGAAGCAGCAGAAGCCAAUAAUAGUCCAAGAUUAUUCCAUGGAUGUAGAUAACGAAGCGGGUGUUGAUCUGUUCGAUACUCCAGCUGGAGGCACACCAGGAAAGGCUGGAAUAGAUUAUCCAGCAUUGUCCAACAUACCCAAGACCAGUUUCAGUUGCAAAACGCAAAGAUACAAAGGAUUUUUCGCCGAUACUGAUACAAAUUGUCAGGUAUGGCAUUAUUGUGAUCUCAAUGGUGGGCAAGCUUCGUUCCUGUGUCCCAACGGUACUAUCUUCAGUCAAGUGGCACUCACUUGUGAUUGGUGGUACAACGUAAAAUGCUCCUCAACCACACAGCUGUACGUUUUAAACGAAAGACUCUACAAAUACAUCAUACCUUUGUCACCCAAAUUCCCAGAAGACUACACUGGACCUCUUGUGGACAAAUAUCUGGCGAUGAAAUUCCAAGAAAUGGAAGAGAAGUUGAGAAAACAGAAGAAGGGUAAAGGAAACAGCGAUAAAUCUGAUGAAGAUAGCACAGAAACGUCGGAAUCCAGCGAAGAAGACACUAGCAAAACAGUUGAAGAAAACACUAGCACUGAAUCGACAGAAGAAGAGACUACGUUAGAUAAUGCCACGAAAUAAGUAGAUAAUAAAAUAUUUGUGAGAUCGUUAUUGUUUGUAAAUAUUAUUGUUGACUGUUUUUAUUAUUAAUAUUAUUAUACCACACCAAACGCCAUAUUUUAGUAAAGUAGCUUUCAGAAAACAGUUAAUGAGAAGCUUUAUAAUUAAUUUUGUUUUGUUCUAGUCAUCUUCACUGUCAUGCAUUUUUAAACAUGUAAGAACUGGUAUAUUUCGAAACUAGAAGCAAAUAAUAAUGUUUGUAUACAGGACGUUCAUUUUAAAUUACUAUUUCUACUCCUUGUAUUUUUAAAAGAGAAAUAGACAAUAUUUUUGAUUACAUAUAAUGGUAGUUAGCU
Messenger RNA from Sitophilus oryzae (rice weevil), 2737 nucleotides. RefSeq lists its product as uncharacterized. The transcript is spliced from 10 exons. Gene Ontology annotation, cellular component: extracellular region. Lineage: Eukaryota; Metazoa; Arthropoda; Insecta; Coleoptera; Curculionidae. Gene Ontology annotation, molecular function: chitin binding. The record is from RefSeq and is a predicted model, not a curated record. Bases 219 to 2402 code for a protein of 727 amino acids.